AUGUGCAAAGGUUCUGGAUCAGACGUCUCUUUAAACAUGAAGACCACCAGUAACGUCAGCUUGGAGAUGAUUGAGAUUUUAUUAGCUCAGGAAAUCCAACACAGCAAAAUAUAUAACUGGCCCUACAUUACAGCCGAACUGGUGAUCGCAGUAUUGUCCAUCUUCGGAAACAUGUUGGUCUGUGUAGCCAUAUGGCGCAACAAGAAACUCCAAACCAUCACCAACUACUUCCUGGUGUCUUUGGCAGUCGCCGAUUUCUUGGUCGGGGCUCUUGCUAUCCCAUGUGCUUUAAUCAUAGAUCUGGGUAUCUCCUACCAUAACUAUUCCUUGUGUGUUUUUGUGCUAUCCAUGCUGAUUAUUCCAUCCCAGAGCUCCAUCUUCAGCCUGUUGUUGGUGGCUAUUGAGCGUUACAUAGCUAUCAUACUGCCAUUUCACUACCGGAGACUAAUGAAGCCCAGAACGGCAAAGCUAGUGAUACUGCUCACCUGGAUCUUGGCUUGUGUGAUGGGCCUUAUUCCACUAAUGGGGUUUCAACAACGAUAUAAACGGAUAAGUCACUGCGUCCUUGUAUAUGUAGUGAACAUGACCUACAUGGUGUACUUUUGCUUCUUCGGCUCUGUUUUAACCUCACUGUUGGUUAUGUUUUUUAUUUACACACACAUUUUCAUAACAGUGAGAAAGCACUUGAAAAACAUUGCAAACAUGAGGACGAUUUCUGCAAAACAGGCGAAGAGGAACAUGGGCGUUGUGCGAAAAGUGAGGAAGACCAUCUGCAUCUUCUUGAUUCUCUUUCUCUUUAUCAUCUGCCUGAUUCCUUUACACAUUAUAUUAUGUGUGAGGUUCUUCUGUCCACGAUGUAAAGUCCCUUCUCAGCUCAUUUUGACAGCUGUCAUUUUAUCCCAUGCAAAUUCAGUAUUUAAUCCUCUCCUUUAUGCUUACAGAAUGAAGUCUUUCUAUCAAGCUUUCAAAAGCAUCAUCCUCUGCAAGCACAGACCAUCACAAUUAGUCAGUAAUGAUUAA
Triplophysa dalaica is the source of this 1020-nucleotide messenger RNA. RefSeq names its product adenosine receptor A2a-like. Gene Ontology annotation, molecular function: G protein-coupled adenosine receptor activity. Gene Ontology annotation, biological process: vasodilation; adenylate cyclase-activating G protein-coupled receptor signaling pathway; G protein-coupled adenosine receptor signaling pathway. Lineage: Eukaryota; Metazoa; Chordata; Actinopteri; Cypriniformes; Nemacheilidae. The record is from RefSeq and is a predicted model, not a curated record. The transcript has 2 exons. Gene Ontology annotation, cellular component: membrane. The coding region runs from base 1 to 1020 and encodes 339 amino acids.